This is a messenger RNA of Dicrocoelium dendriticum, 777 nucleotides long. The record is from the annotation of a GenBank genome assembly. Lineage: Eukaryota; Metazoa; Platyhelminthes; Trematoda; Plagiorchiida; Dicrocoeliidae.
AUGCCGAUUGGACAGCAAGCCGGUCUAGCGCGCACCCUAGGGUCCCUCGAUAUAGACGUCUGCUGUUUUUCGGAAACCAGAUUGCAAGACCCCACCACUGUACUUACAUUAUUAUCCCCCACUGAUCACGAAGACAGAUAUCACCAGCGUCUUUCUGGAGAUCCAGAAGCAGCCUCAGCGUGUUUGGCUGAUGUAGGUAUAGCACUAAGUGGCAAGGCCGAGGCGGCACUACUGGACUCGUUCCCGAGUAACAGCCGACUAUGCGAAGUUCGGCUUCGGGGUUCAUGUAGAAUCAACAGGAGUCGCGAAGAGAGACGCAGCUUGUUUGUGGUAUCCGCGUACUCUCCAACCGACUGCAGCAGUGGCUCGGUCAAGGACGACUUCUAUCGGGAGCUACAUCAACUCCUGACUGCUACUAAAAAGUCGGAUGUCAUUGUCCUCCUCCUCGAACAUCGCUACAUUUAUUACAGGCCCACUAUCGCUGCAAUUUUAGACAUAUGUACUGUAUUUGACUCCGUUAUUCGACCUGCUAUUUCGCGUUGCUUGCUAAAGACCGGGCUGCCAGAGAAGUAUACCGCCAUCUUAAGAGCACUUUACCUUCAUACAUCCGGCAGAGUGAGGAUCUAUGGCAAGCUUUCCUCGCAUUUCGUUGUCAAUAUCGGUGUGCGUCAGGGCGGCCCUAUGUCCCCAUUCCUAUCCAACUUCGCAAUCGAUGCUGUUCUGUCAAGUGCUCUAGACCUUUUUAACAUUUUGGCCCAGAGCUUCUACCGAGUGAGC